UCUCUGAACCGAGUUUGCGCGACGAAAAACGUCCUUUUUGACAUUGAAACGUUCAAACCAAAUCUGCAAUUAACUAAAAAUCCUUUCCAGUCCAGUUAAAACGAGAUACUUGCAAAUUAUUUCUCGUUUGGAACUUGUAGCGCGAACCUUUUCGAGCACAAUGUCCCUCACAAGUAUCGUGGUUCCGACGACACCUUUCGAAGGUCAAAAGCCGGGCACGAGCGGAUUAAGGAAAAAGGUCGCGGUGUUUAUGGAGAAACACUACACCGAGAACUUCAUUCAGUGUAUUCUCGACGCCCAGAAGGGGAAAACUCAGGGCUGCACGCUGAUAGUCGGCGGUGACGGUCGGUAUUUCACCACCCAGUCGAUUAACAUUAUCAUUCGAAUUGCCUCGGCAAAUGGGGUGAGCAAGUUGAUAAUCGGCCGCCGAGGGCUUCUAUCCACGCCGGCGGUCUCGAGCCUAAUCCGUACCCACAAAUGUUUAGGAGGAAUUGUUCUGACCGCCUCCCAUAAUCCGGGCGGUAUUCGCAACGAUUUCGGAAUUAAGUACAACAUAGAUAACGGCGGUCCGGCACCAGAUCAGAUGACCAACGACAUCUACGAGCUUACGGAAAAGAUCACACAGUAUCGGAUUACGCCCGACCUGGACUGUGACUUCCAGCAACCAGGGGUGCAAAGCUUCGAGGUGGACGGUCGCGAAUUCGUGGUGGAGGUCAUCGACCCCGUCGAGGACUACGUGCAAUUAAUGAAGGCGAUUUUCGACUUUGAAAAGUUGCGUUGUCUCCUAAGCGGCACGGAAACGACGCCUCCCUUCAACGUGCUGAUCGACUCCAUGAACGGAGUGACCGGCGUGUACGUGAAACGGAUAUUCCUGGAGGAAUUGGGCAGCAAUCAGGAUAGCGCCGUGCGAAUCAUUCCCCUCGAUAAUUUCGGCGAAAUCCAUCCCGAUCCGAAUCUGACCUACGCGAAGGAUUUGGUCGAUAAGGUGAAGGAGGAUACGAGAUACGAUUUCGGCGCAGCUUUCGACGGCGACGGCGAUCGCAACAUGAUAAUCGGUAAAAAUGCAUUUUUCGUCACUCCCAGCGAUAGCUUGGCGGUGGUCGCGAAUAAUCUGGACUGCAUUCCUUACUUUCGAAAGAACGGCGUUCACGGAUUCGCCAGGUCGAUGCCGACGGCGGCCGCCGUUGAUAGGGUUGCCGAGAGGUUGAAGAAGGAAAUGUUCGAAGUGCCGACCGGUUGGAAGUACUUCGGUAAUCUCAUGGACGCGGGCCGUCUGUCGCUUUGCGGCGAGGAGAGUUUCGGAACGGGAUCUGAUCACAUUCGCGAGAAGGAUGGCAUCUGGGCCGUUUUGGCCUGGCUGUCCAUAAUUGAGCAUAAAAGAAUGAGCGUCGAGGACAUCCUGAAGGAGCACUGGAGGACUUACGGUCGCAACUACUUCACCCGCUACGAUUACGAAGAGUGCGAGAGCGGGGACGCGAACAAAAUGAUGAGCCACCUGGAGAGCUUCAUAGCCGAUCCCCGCGCGACCGGUAAAAGUUUCAGCAGCUGCGGCAAAACUUACGUCAUCAAACAGGCCGAUAACUUCUCCUACGUUGAUCCAAUCGACGACAGCGUGGCCAAGAACCAAGGAAUUCGAAUUUUGUUCGAGGACGGAUCAAGACUGAUCUACAGGCUGUCGGGCACUGGCAGUAGUGGCGCCACCAUUCGCAUUUACAUUGACAGCUAUGAGAAAGUCGACACCACCACGGAUGCGCAGGUAACUCUGAAACCGUUGGUGACCAUCGCCCUUCAGAUUUCCAAACUGAAAGAGUUCACCGGCCGAGAGGAGCCCACCGUAAUAACGUAAAUUAGGUUUCAGAUGAUAACACAUCACUCUAAUUCCUUUAGUUGUUGUUAAUCAAAACUUUGUGCAUUAGUUCAAUAUAUCGCAUAAACGUGCACUUCCUUGUAGAUUUUAUUGAAUGUGCGAAUGUGCUACUGCCAUAAGGUUGUCGUUGAUAUUGUAGAGUUUAUACAUACAUUUUUGUUAUUAAAUUAAUAGCUGCUGCAUGUUUAAA
Molecule: messenger RNA, 2057 nt
Organism: Photinus pyralis (common eastern firefly)
Lineage: Eukaryota; Metazoa; Arthropoda; Insecta; Coleoptera; Lampyridae
Gene: Pgm1
Product: phosphoglucomutase
Exons: 10
Coding region: 161-1846 (561 amino acids)
Biological process (GO): carbohydrate metabolic process
Cellular component (GO): cytosol
Molecular function (GO): magnesium ion binding; phosphoglucomutase activity
Source: RefSeq, a predicted model, not a curated record